Molecule: messenger RNA, 578 nt
Organism: Eupeodes corollae
Lineage: Eukaryota; Metazoa; Arthropoda; Insecta; Diptera; Syrphidae
Exons: 2
Coding region: 71-412 (113 amino acids)
Source: RefSeq, a predicted model, not a curated record
UUAGUACUCGUCCGUCUAUAGCCAUAAGCUAACAACAUAUCUCCGACUGAAUAUAAUCCAAAAACAUAAAAUGAAUUUCAAAUUGACACUCGUCAUUGUUGCAACAUUUAUUGCUUGUGCUUCCAGUUUAAACUACAAAUGUACACAAUCGGAUUGGGCUAAGUUUAAGGAAGAAUACAACAAAUCCUAUGAAUUAGCCGAAACAGAUUUAUUUCACUAUAAUACAUUCUGUGAAAACCUUAUAAUUAUUGAACAAAACAACCAUGAUUUUGAUACCGGAGAGGCUGUACAUAAAUUAAGUGUGAAUAAAUUGUCAGAUUUGUCACCUCCCGAACAACAAGAAUACCUUAAAGCUCAUCGGGUUCAAAAAGUACGUGGUUCUAAGCGAACAACAACUGAAGCAUACGAAUAGUUGAUUUGAAUUAAUUAUAAUAGUUGUUGACUUAUAUAAAAAAUAAGGCUUAAACUUCGGCAUAUACAUUUGUUAAAAUAUCAAGUUUUAUUGAAUCAGGAAGAAAUGUGAAGAAAGUAAUUAUAUUUUAAUUAGGAAAAUAAAGUUGUUUCUUAUUCAAAAAUAA